Molecule: messenger RNA, 558 nt
Organism: Clunio marinus
Lineage: Eukaryota; Metazoa; Arthropoda; Insecta; Diptera; Chironomidae
Source: the annotation of a GenBank genome assembly
AUGGAAAUUCUUGCUCAAGUCCACCUUUGCCGUUCAGCCCAAGUGGCAUUAUUAGAAAGCAUCAAAGACUUCAUCAAUGGUGCUGUAGCAGAAGUUUUACCAUUUUUCGAAGGGGCUGAUAUCGCUGAUUUCAUUGGCACAAAUCAAGAAAAAUCGGAUAAUGCAAGUGGCAUCCUGUUUAUCCUCAAAGUUGUUCUUUCGAACAACGGAAUACCAUUUUCUGCUGAAGAUUUCUUGCCACUUAUUGAUGAUAUAAUUUUCAAUACACAAUCAACUGGAGAACAGAAGAAAAUUGAUGAAAUCACAGCAUCAGUAGAUGCUGCAAGCGAAAUUCUAUACUCGGUUUUGGAAUCAAUUCUUGGUCAAAUCGCAACUGAAACUAAUUUUUCUCCUAUCUACUUGUUAAACGUUGCGAGACAAAGGGUUGAUCUUGCCGAUUAUCCAAUUUCUUGCAUCGCUGAAGCAUUAAUUCAACUGUAUCAAUUUAUGAUUAACACAUAUAGAUCGAUUGAAAACGCUGCUAUUGCAGCCAAAGCAAGUCUUGAAGCAAUGCCAUAA